Messenger RNA from Podarcis lilfordi (Lilford's wall lizard), 27381 nucleotides. The record is from the annotation of a GenBank genome assembly. Lineage: Eukaryota; Metazoa; Chordata; Lepidosauria; Squamata; Lacertidae.
AUUCCGCGGCAGCAGCAGCAGCAGCAGCAGCAGCAGGAGCCGGCCGCGCGGCGAGCGAGGCGUCGUGGCCUCGGCUGGGUCGCUAUGGGAAGCCGGCCGCGCCCGCCAGCCCCGCGCCCGCCGCCGCCGCCCCCGCCCGCCCCGCCGCAGCCGCCCUCGGAGGCGGCCUCUCGCUGAGGCCCCGCGCGCUCCCUCCGCGGGCCAUGCGCCUCCCGGGGCUCUGCUAGCGGCCUCCAUGGGCGCCUAGAGGACCCCCGCCCGCCCUCCGCCCUCCGCCAUGGGCGCCCCCGGAGCCGCCCUCGUGGCCAGCCUCGUCGCGGUGAGUGGGGCGGGGAGGGCAGAGGCCGCGGAGGGAGAUGGAGCGGGGCCGGAGGGAGGCAGCUGCGCUCUUGCGGCAAGCCAGACCUCCGCCAAGGAGCCCGGGAGCGGGGCAUAGUCCUCCGGCGCAUAAGGGAGCACCGUGCGGGCAGCCUUCGGGGGCGGCUGGAAGUCCCGCUGGGAAGCUGCUGCUGGGGUUGGAAGAGAGGAGCUUCUCCCGGUUCGGGCUGACGUGGGUCGCUUGCUGACCGGGGCCCUGGAUCCUGCCAUCCGCUGUCUCAUAGUCCAGGCGCCAAGGAACUGGAUUUAUUCUGACCCUGUCGAGUACUGUUACAGCAGAACACUUUCAUGUUUAGUACAUUUAUAUCCCACCUUUCCUUCAAGGAACUCAAGGCAGCAGCAUGCAGGGUUCUCCCCCCCCCCCAAUUAUCUCUGCCCCCCAAACCCUGUGAAGCAGGCGGGGCUGACGGAAUGGCACUGUCACAGACUGUAUCUUGGCAGAGCGGGGAGUUGAAGCCGGGGCUCUCCAUUCUUCAUGGGGUGCCCCUAGCCACCACACAACUUGGAAUGGUAUUUUUUCUGGGUAUAUUGAAAGCAUAAGUGUUUGGGGUUCCACAUGUAUAUCUUUGCAACUGAAUCCCUCUGUAAUGUGUGUGUACAACUUGUGCAAAUUUUGAUUGUGUGCAAAUAGUAAUCCUGAAAGUCCAGCAAAAAGAAUUGAAACUGCCAUCAGGAUACACUGUUUGUACAAAAGCUUUUUUAAAAAUAGCAAACAAUCUUCUUGGGGUUUUCCUGACCAACAGGCAGAGCCUUUCUGAAGUCCGAUUUAUCCUUUGCAUGGUUCUUGCCACCAUGCUAUCAUUCAUUUUAAUCUUGCGUGCGUAGAAAAAUGACUAUUUUAUUGUGAUAGAUGCUGGGGCAUAGAUUUGUUACAUUUUCUCCCAUUCUUUGAAAACAGUCUGGUUAUCAAAAUCUCCAGCAUGAGUCUUAAAAGGAAACAACAACAACAAAUCAGUGGUUUUGCAGAAGUGGAGGAUGAGUGCCCUGGUGGAACUGUAUCCAUUGUGUGCUCAUUCUGGAAGUGGGGGGGGGGGGGACACCCAAGCUGAAAAGCAAAAAAUGAUGGGGAAAUGGCAAGCACUCCCACUGCACCCACCCCCAGCCGUGGUUGUGAUUGUGCUUAUCUCCGUUUUCUGUCAGGGUGAGAUUAGCUGAUGCAGGGGUGGCCAGCUUUGAGUAAAUUUCCCUUUCCAUUAAGCUAGUGGGGAGGAGCUUCCCCUGCCACUUGGGAGCUGGCGUGUGCCUGGCGGUUUGCAGGGCCAGCCAUUGUGCUGGCCUGUCUGCCAUGCCAUGGGCUGCUCCAGCGGCAGACCUUCGAAGUCAACUUAACUGGCUUAGCAGGGGAAAUGAGCCCAGGUUUCUCCUACCCGAGUGCAGCAAUCUGUACUCAAGGAGGUGGGGGCAGAACAUCUCCUGGGAUCGAGUGGUAGAUCCCAGGACCAUUUGCCUAAAAGAUAUCCUUGCUGCUGUGAUCACGCCCCCUCAACUCAGGCCCCUGGGAGAUGGAGUGGCUCCAGAAAACACUCUUAAGGGGUUGUGGUUGUUACUGGAGAAGAAGGUAAGAAGGCAGGCCAUCUGUGGGGCAGGAUGAAGUGAAUAUCUGGGGUGGAAGCAUUUUGUACUGGGGAGAGAUUGGAGAGAGAAGAGGAAAUGUUAUAAGGCCGCUUCCUAUGUUCCUUUCUGCAGUCGAAAAGCUUUUGUAACUCUGCUUCAUCAAGGGCUCCCUAUUAAAUUUCCAUCUCAGUGGGUUUCCACAGUCUUUCCUGCCCUGCCUGAGAAGCCAUGUCUGGGCAACCAUUAAUCAGAAUAUUAACCCUGACAGAAUAUUAACCCUGGGCCACUCCCCAUUUCUCAACUAUAAGUACAUUACAUCUUUAUUGGGCCUUGACGACAAAAGCAACAAAAUGACCUUCCAUUGUUGGUACAGAAAUUCUACUCUUAAAUCUCUAGAAAUCUCCAGUGCAGUCGCGUUGCUGCUAGGAUGUGAACAGCCCUGUGGCCAUUUAUUUGAUAGACUUGUAGGUUUUAAAUUUCACAGGCAGUUGUGGUAGUUUAGUAUUUAGGGCCGAAUCUUAUUUGGGAAGAUAUAAUGGAAACAGUUCUUUGCUCUUCCGGUGACCAUCGUGCUCAAAAUGCUGCACACCCAAAAUUACCGUCACUUGGUUGACUGCUAAGAGUUCAACAAAAGUGUUAACCACCUGCAUGUGCAGGCUAACUGCAGCUGAUCCCAACAAGAGCAAGAAUGCAGGAUAAUAGUCUUGAAGGGCACUUAAUUCCAGUUGCUAUAACCAUGUGGAGUGGACUUAAACUUUGGAGCCCUGAAAACUGAGCCAGUUUAAUUUAGCAACUCUGUUUUGUUACCUACUGGCGAAAAUCUUACAUUGCAAAGUAUGAUUUCAAAAUAGAUUUGAUUUUUUUAAAUUGACACCUCUUCAGAGAUCUAUUUUAUUAUGCCAGCAUUAAAUCUGAUGUGCUGGCAUUGGGGCUUCUCCUGACCCCCACCCCUAGCUGAUGCUCAUAUGGGGGGGCAUGGGGAAGGAAAAGGAAAAGGGGGGAAGGCCCCAUCGUACUAGCAGAAGUCUUUCUGCAGGCUUCUGCAAACAGGACUCAUUGGUUGAAUCCAGUGCACAAUAAAAUGGAUAUUUGAAUCAACAGUCAUUAGUGACUAAUUCAUGGAGAUAAUAGAAUAAUAGAACUGUAGAGUUGGAAGGGAUCCCUAAGGGCCAUCUAGUCCAACCCCCUGCAAUGCAGGAAUCACAGCUGCUGAAUCCCUGGUAGAUGGCCAUCCACCCUCAGCUUAAAAACCUCCAAGGAAGGAGAGUCCACUACCUUCCAAGGGAGUCCGCUGCUUACUAUAGCCUGCAUAGCCAUUUUAAUGCCCUUCCUUCUAGUUGGGAGAGAUGGGUUUAGAGCUCUUUCCUACCUCAUUUAGUUGUGUGUGUGUGUCUCCUCCCCCGAAUUAUUUGAUGUCACCGGCAAGCUUGACCACCCUGCUGUUCACCCCCUUAAUGCUAGAUAAUUUAUAAACAAGCUAAAAAGCACUGGCGCCAAUAUAAAUCCCCCCCUCCACACUGAUUACAUCCCUCUAUUAGGAAAGUUGUCAAUUAAUUCCCAGUCUUUGCUUCCUCUGUUUUAGCCCGUUUCCAAUCUAUAAGAGGACUUCCUCUCUUACCCCAUGUGUCUUUGCUGAGAAACUUUAUCUAACACUUUUUGAAAGUCCAAGUAUACUGUGUCUUUCCGCUCUCUUGGAUCAUUCCUUUCCAUGUGUUUGUUGACCCUGUCACAGAACUGAAUGAUUCUUUCACCAGUUUACCCAGAAAUUAUGCUAACAGGCCUGUAACUUCCUGGAUCCUUUUUCCAUUGGCUGCUUAAUGUUCUCUGGCAGAUGAGGCUGUUUUAGGGCUACAGGAGGAGGACAACCGUUCCGGGAUGGGGGCAGCUCAAAGGGUCAAAGGCAGCUUCUCCUCGGAGAGUCUUCUGCCAGUCCUCUGCCAGAGGCUUUCCAAAAGGCAAUUCAGAGGGAAUGGGUUACACCUGCCUGUAAGAAAGAACCCCACAGGGUCUAUACGUGUCUGUCAGGAUGCUAUGGAAAAUCUUUAAAGUGCCAUUAGUAGACAUUUUGUUGGCAGCUUUUUAGCAGCUUGCGUAUUUCUCCCUUCAGAAGCUGAUGACCUGCCUAGAGAUCAGGGCAGCAAACUUUGGCUCAUGGAUUGGUAGAUGGGCAAAAACUCUUCCAGGCCGUGAGCCGAGCAUGUCUUUCAAAUGCAGUUACCUAAAUAGAGUAAAGCUGAUACGGCUUGCUGUGACCUGCCUUAUGGUCUGUAGCUAACUUACAUUUAUCUCUGUGUUUCAGGGAUUUAUGUUCCUUGGUACCACUGAUGCUCAGUCAAAGCUGACAUCUGAACAGAAUGCCAUAAGCCUCUCUUCUGGCACAUACAGCCAUUUGGAUCGUGCCACUAACACAAAGCUGACUUGUGACAAAUGUCCCGCAGGAACCUAUGUGUCUAAGCACUGCACAACGACCAGCUUAAGAGAGUGCAGCCCAUGCGCCAGUGGAACAUUUACAAAGCAUGAAAAUGGGAUAGAGAGAUGCCAUCCAUGUAAAAAGCUGUGUGAGCCGCCGAUGGUUGAGAAAACCCCUUGCACUGCUUUGACGGACCGUGAGUGCAUCUGUCCGCCUGGUAAAUUUCGAGACGGUGAUGCUUGCAAAUCUUACUCCGUGUGCCGCGUUGGGUGGGGCCUAAAAAAGAAAGGAACUGAAACAGAAGAUGUCAAGUGUAAACCUUGCCCUCGUGGCAGCUUCUCUGAUGUGCCUUCUAGCAUGCUGAGAUGCAAAACAUUCACUGACUGCUCACGAGCAAACAUGGUUGUGAUCAAACCAGGGACAAAAGAGAGAGACAACACUUGUGGACUUUCACCAGCUUUUCUGACUGGAGCUGGGCUUUUGUCAGGACCAGAAGAGGGUGGAGAACAUUACAAAGUUCCUUCUACUUUUCUUUCCAAAGGUAAGUGAACAGCAUUGCCAAACGUCUGUAGCUAGGGCAUACAAGAUUGGGCAAGAAGUAUGGUAUGUUACAUUUUUGUAUACAGUAUAUUUAUAUCUUUUUUAUUAUACACAUCUUUGUUGUCGUCCCCCAUCCCCUCACUUCCCCCUCUUUUUUCUCUGUAUCACUUUUUCUUUAGAAUUGAAAUUCUUUCAAUAAAAUAUUAAUAUUAAUUUUAAAAAAAUUAAGUGUGCUUUUCUGAGAAAGGAGCUGGUAAGGCGUUAGCUGUGUUUUGGAAUGCCUUCUGUACAGAGGCACUUCCAGCUGAUGCAUUACAUGGUAUUAGAGACCCUUUACCCAGCUGCCAAGCGGUGCAAUUAUCUCUUGGGUCAGCUCCACACUGGUCAGGGUCUAUUUCUGCCCUGGUGGUGGUUCUGUGUUUAGCACAGCAUGCCAUGACUUUUCUGAGCAGUCUGAAGCCAUGGAGAUGGGAGAGGCUUUUAUCUUGUAAUCCUCCUAUGCCUGCAUCCCUCACAGGGACUCUCAUGGAACUUCGUGGGACUUCUGGGUAGAUAUGCCUAGGAUUAUAUCAAAUAAGAUCUUCUUUUAUCCCAAACGCUUCAGACUAGCGCCAUCCUGUUCAUGAUUCUGUUGCUUUGCAGCAGUCAGGAGAGUAGGUGCUGAUUGAUUUGAAUGGUGGCUUGUUCCAUUUUGUUUUGCAAUUUAUAUAUUGUUAUGUAAACACCUCCAUGGACACACAGGUGGACAUCCCUCCUUUGGAUACAAUCCAAACUGCAACCUUAGUAGCUCUUGCAUAGCAAGGGUUGUGGAAUCAGUUUGUACUCAGUGUCCAUUCACUGUUAUGGAUCAAAACACCAUUACUGCAAAUGUUUGCCAUAGCAUAAAAAUCAUAAUUGGAAUAAUUUUAUGAUCUAAGUCUAUAUGUGCUAUUUCUUUAGAAUGAACUAAAAACUGGGUUGACAUGCAAUUGGAAUAUUCCCAAUGUUCAUCAGAUACCUCCAGCCCUUUUCAAUACAUAAACUAUUGUAUUGGUGGGAUAAAAUGUAUUUUUGUUAACUUUCUGGCUGACAUAAUGUAGCAACAGCUAAUCUUAGUACAGUGGUACCUCGGGUUGCAUACGCUUCAGGUUACAGACUCCGCUAACCCAGAAAUAGUACCUCGGGUUAAGAAUUUUGCUUCAGGAUGAGAACAGAAAUCGUGCUCUGGCCGCGCGACGGCAGCAGGAGGCCCCAUGAGCUAAAGUGGUGCUUCAGGUUAAGGACAGUUUCAGGUUAAGAACAGACCUCCGGAACGAAUUAAGUACUUAACCCGAGGUACCACUGUAUUAAUAAAGCUACUGAUCAGUUUCGCUGAAACUUACCAGAAAAAUAAUAAAUCAAGAUAACAAACUUUUAAUAAAAGAAUGGAAAUGGUUUAUUGAAUAUCUACAAACUGUAAACGGAUAAGAACAUUGGGUGGAUUAUUGUAAUAACCUGUAGUUUUAUAAGAGUAUAUAUUUGAAAUACAUGAAUAACUUAAGUUAAUUUAGAAUAUGCAGGAAAUGUAAAAAAUAAAUUUAAGGAACCGCAGAAAGAGGAGGAAGUAAGUCAGGGACUUUAAAAUGGCUUCAGUGGAUCCAUCGUAUUACUCAGAUGUAGCUAUUGAAGUCGGAUCUGAUUGUGGUAACAAAGUAUUGUAUCAAAAAUAUGAGGGACUGAAUCAAGGUUGUUAAAGUAAGAUCCUGGUUCAUUGCUGUGCGAUACAUUAUGACAAAGCAUGGCUGCCAAACUGAAAGAGGCGAAGCAACAGACGUGGCCGGACUUGAGCCAAUAUAUUCUCUUGGUCUCAGCAUAGCAUGUUUAGAAAACUUAAUUCAUUUCUGACACUUUUUCUUUGUAAUGAACUAUCAAUGGCUUUCACCAUAAAAUCUGGUCAUGCCUAAUCUAGAACAAGGAGAAAAAGCAUGCUUAAUGUCAUGUGCAUGUUUGAUUAUUUUUGCAAGUUUGGGAUCCCUGCAAAACAAUGGCUACACUUUGUUAGAAUGAUGAGCAAGGUGUUGGUUUGAUUUUUGCUGUUUAGUUUUGGUGUUGUAAACAUUUUUGAAUAUUGCAAAACUUAACUGAAAGCUUAAUUGUGCCUGUGACAUUUGAGGCUUUAUUUAUAGCCUUCCCCCCACUUUUAGAUCAUCAAAGCAGCUUGCAAACUUGUUUGGAAAAAAAUGUUCAGAAUCUCAUCAGGGACAGGCUUCCACAUACAGACCUUCUAUCCUAGAACUAUCUCCCUUGCCCUUUGCAAUUAUUCGCAACCUCUUCAGUCUGGCUGUCUUGGCCUCCAGCAGUCGAGCAACAGAGCACCCCUUUCCCAGAAGCGCAUUCCCUAUUAAACAAAAUUUGGGGCUGUUGUUGAUACCAAUGUAUGGGUCAUGAGGUUCAACUUGCUCCUUCCACCCAGUUCUUCCUGUGGAUGCUGUUAUAUGUAUAUUUGUUUGCACUCACAUAACAUAAAUGAGAACCCCCUUUGUAAGUCCUCUAGGAAUCAAUUGUACUUAAAGGGCAUUUGGGCCAGAGCUACAGUAAGAGUGGGUAGGUUCUAUACCUGCUGCUCUAACAUCGCAUUUGUUUUUCAGGUGUGAAUGCUUCGGUUUCCAAUUUUUCUGCCACCCCUACCCCAAAUGUGUCCGUUGACAUGGUGGAGCCAACCAACAGCUACAAUGGGACUUCAAAGAAUGAGACUGUAGUUGUCAACGUGACUGAUACGGGAUAUGCUACGCCUUUGAAUCACCAGCAAACCUAUUACCAUAAGCACGCCCCUCCCAUCCUGAAAAUACAGCCAGUGCUGGAAAUGAGUGGCAGUGUGAAAUCCAGCAUUCCCUACAACCCCCCCAAGAGAGGCUCUCCAAGGCAGGCUGCCCACAGGCAUUUUGAUAUCAAUGAGCACCUGCCCUGGAUGAUCGUGCUGCUGCUGCUGCUUGUGCUGGUGGUGAUCGUUGUGUGCAGUGUCCGUAAAAGUUCUCGAACUCUAAAGAAAGGACCAAGGCAGGAUCCCAGUGCCAUUGUCGAAAAGUCCGUUUCGAGAAAAUCUUCCACUCUGACUCAGAACAGGGAGAAAUGGAUCUACUACUGCAAUGGACACGGUGAGUGAUGUCGAGCAAAUUCCACAAAUGAAACCUAGAGAAUUCUGUUCAUAACUGAAAUUGUUCAUCCUGUUUAACUUAAAACAAGAGUUUUGCAGCACAUUAAAGACCAUGCUAUUGAAGCUGGCAUUUUUCAGUUGGGGAAAAACAGCUUUGUGACAAGAUGGGAUGGCAGCUUGGAGUAGGAAAACAAGCGAUGGGGAUAGGAUCUUUCCCACCUCCACCUGCCCCAGAACUAGAGAUUGAAAUCUCCCAUGGCUACUUUUUGGAAAGAAGUAUGGCCAUUCCGAAACAGCAGCUUAAAAGUUGCCUCUGGUUUGAUCCUAAACUUAAAGCACUAUGGAAGUGGAAUGGCGUGCCUUGACGAGCUUUGUAUUCGUAAAAGCUGUUUGCUAUUAACUCCUGAGCGUCUGUGAUGUGGCAAUUAUCUCAAAAUGGCUCAGCAGGUUAAAGCAAAUGCUGAUGUGGUCCAUUUCUCUUGCGUGUUUGCUGGCUUAUCUGCCUGUGUCUGUGCCAGGUGUAUUCUUGCAUUACUUAAGGCACGGUUCUUCAAAUAGUUCCUAUAAGGAUACUAGUAUAAAUGCAUAACAUUUCCAUUGUCUUCAGCAGAGAAUAAAGUGAGAAAGCCCAGAAUGGCUAUCAUAAUACUGUUGAUAGAUCAGUCAGCUGAAAAAUGUAUGCAGGCUUCCAAGUUAGUUUUCUUAUUCAGCAGAAUAGAAAUAUGCUCAAGGUUGUGGAGAGUCCUCAGGACUACUUUGAAUUACUGUCUUCAGAGAUGGCUAAGCCCCAGUUCAGGGACCCAAUCUGCCCCCUUCCCAGGAAAAAGAAAUAAAGUAGGCUGUGCUGGGGUGAGCAGAGGCCAGUGCCUGCUGCGCAACUGGGACUUGCACAGUUGGGUGGAGAUCAGCUGAAGAGAGAGGGCUUAUUUGGCUUGUGGGGGGUGGUUGCCCUCAUUUCUGGCUACCCCAGCUGUGUGCAUUGUACCCUGCAAUGCUGGCAAAGGUAAAAUUUAGCUCUUGGGUCAGGAAAGGUUAGCCAGCCCUCCAUUAAACUAUGCCACAAUUUUAUGGACCCCUCAGCAGGUUUAAUCUUCCUCAAAAAUAUAUUCUGCUACAAAACUUAAAUACAGAAUCAGUGAUUAUACAUCACAGAUGGUUUUAAGACUUCCACCGCUUUUAUAUAUUUGCAGCAGGAGCUCCAGAGAGAGAGAGAAGCUAUGCUCCUGGCCUUUUCCCCCCUGUGAUACCCCACCAUUGCCUUUAAUUUUAGUCUUGCCCACAGUUGGCAUGUGACCCCACCCAAAAACCCUAAGAGGAUGUGCCUUUUGACAAAAACCGAGGUGGAAAUCUAUCUAAUGUCUUCCUUUCUUUCUAAAAUUUAUAAUAAGAAAAUUCUACCUCUAGCACACUUUUGUGCCCCCUUUGGCAGGCCCACUUGCAGCUUUGCCCCCCACCCCUGGCAUUAAACCUGAAUAGGGAAUUCUGCAUUCAUUCAUAAAGCCAAGGCUCUUCUCUCCGCCUCCAGUUACUUUUGGCAAAUGGGAACGCACAGCUUUUCCAAGUGAUUACAUGAAAGUGGGGUGCUGACUGCAUCUUCCUCAACUUCAAAUGCUUCUCUAGAGGCUGUACUCUUUUCUUUUUCUUUUUAAAGAAACAUAGACGCUGCCUUCACUUCACUCUAGGGGAGGCUCCUUGUUUAACAUGAACUGCCUAGUUCCUGGAAUAUAGAUUUUCAAGCAACUUAUAGGGUCUUCACCUGAGUCACCCUGCCAGUGCGUUCUUUCUCUGGAAUUUGCCGAUAGCUGCCUCCAAGCUGGCUAAUGCUUAAUGGCGAUAUGCAAGUAUCCGGGGGGGGGGGGGAGCCUACCUGUUAGCCUUUGCUUGCCUGAUGCCUUACUCCUCCCCAGGAGGCAGGGAACCAAACAGUAGCCACUCUCAGCAAAACAGGUCACUGUGGCGCACGCUGCCAAAAAGGGCUGCCUUUCCUAGUUGUUUCAGUCUGUUGCUCUUAAUUGAUCCCUUUGCUCUUAAUUUGCCCCUUCUUCUUUUUAAAUAAAUGUUAUUGUUGCAACACAAACACACACGGCACUAAAAGAAUAAACUUAGAAAGAAAAUACUGUACAAAUACAAGUACGAAUAUAGACACAAAUAAUAAACAAAUAAUAAACAUAUCACCAUAUUUCACUUCUUGCUUUCUUCUAAUUGACUUCCUUCGUCCUCAACGCGGGUUUAAAACCAGUGCAGCGCACAGAAAUGCCGUUUGCCUUCCUGCUGGAGUGGUACCUAUUUAUCUACUUGCACUUCGUGCUUUCGAACUGCUAGGUUGGCAGGAGCAGGGACCGAGCAACGGGAGCUCACCCCGUUGCGGGGAUUCGAACCGCCGACCUUCUGAUCGGCAAGUCCUAGGCUCUGGUUUAACCCACAGUGCCACCCACGUCUACUUUCAUAUUUAAUAAACUGUUUCCUUCUCAUUUCGUUUUCUCCUACUUUUCUUUCUAUUUUAGACUUUAACAGCUUAAUUUGUUUUGCAAAAGUUAAUCAAAACAAGUCCACGUAUUAAUUUGAGGACACUGCUUUUUAAGAUAAUCUCUAUUUUCCCCAUUCCUUUUGAAAGUUUUGUUUAGACUGACCCCUAACUGCAUCUGUCAUUCUAGCCAACUCAAAGUAAUCACAUAAUUUUUCUUGCCAUUCUUUUUUUGUUGGUCUGACUUGUUUUUCCAAUUUUUGGCAAUUAGGAUUCUUGCCGCCGAUGUUGCAUACAGGAAUAUUUUUGUGUUUUCCCCAGUGAUAUCUGAAUCUAAUAUUCCCAAUAGAAAAGCUUCUGGGUUGUUGUUUUUUUACGAAAGUUUAUUUAAAUAUUUUCUUCAACUCCUCAUAUACCAAAUCCCAGAAGUUCUUAAUUUUAUCACAGGUCCACCACAUAUGUAGGCGCGUCCCCGCUGCUUGAUUGCACCUCCAGCAGAAUUUAGGUUUUGUUUUAUACAUUUUAAAUAUUUUGCGUGAUGUUGAAUACCAUCUAUAAAACAUCUUUAACAAAUUUUCCUUUAUCGUCUCACAAGCUGCAAAUCUCCAAUUCUCUUUCCAUAAUUUCCCCCAUGAUGAUAACUGAAUAGGUUUGCCAAUGUCCAUUGCCCAUUUAAUCAUUACCUCUUUUACUUGUUCAUCCUUCACCUCCCACUCUAGUAAAGUUUCAUACAUUUUUGAGAUUACCUUUAUCCUAUUUUGUAACAAUUCUUUGUCCUAUAUUCAAAUUUCUCUUGCAAAACCUUUUUUUUAAUCUGUUCUGAACACUUCCGAACAGUGUUCUGAUGGUGGUACUGAAUCCACCCUGUUUGGUGAUGUUUUACUUCCUCAUAUUUUUUCAGUUUCAAUUUGUUACCUUUUUCUUCUAGUAAUUAAUUUGCCCCUUCUAGGCAACUAUGCAAGUUGAGCCCUGAAGGAGAAAGCUGGACUGGGCAGGGCUGACGGGGCAAUGAGGUAGGGUGUUCAUGAGCAGGGGGACAGAGGGCAUAUUUCCCAAGCACCCCCCCAAAAAAGAGGGGGGGGACUGAAGCCAGCACAGGAAAGGAGGAUGGAAUCAUGGAAAUUAAAUGGAAAAGAAAACAGGGAGGGUUUAGAUAAAGGAGGGAAUUAAUUGGAGCAUAUGUGAUUAUUAUUAUUUUUUAAGAUCCAUAACCUUAGUUUAGUUGAUCCAUAAGCCUAUAAUCUCAUGGAAAGUAGUAGCAUAGAAAAUGUUUAUAUCCUACAAAAUGAUCAUUUUAAUAUUUUUUCCCAAGUAAAUACCACCCAGUCUAAUGAGACUUAGUUCACGUACGUAAAAAUGAAAGCUCGGGAUUUGUGACUUUGCCAACUGCUGCGAUUUGGGGAUAAGGGGAAAGCCGAUCUGCAAUAUCUGUUCAAUGAGAACUGCAGUCUGCAAAUACUCAAAACUAGUUUUCAGCUUUAAAUUGCCUUUGUCCUGCUCCCCUUGCCCCCCUCUCAGUCCUCCUCACAAGCUCUUCCAGGUGAUUUGUGUUUAUGAUGUGGUUUUGUUUUCUGUCCAUGUUUGGGUUAUUGUGUGCUGAGCCUAGUUAGCUUUUUGUUAGAGAAAGGCACUCCACGCGUGUUCAGAGGUACUGGCUUGAGUUGGGCUGGUGUUAGACUCUGUAGUGAGGAAGUCUCAAGCUUGUUGAAAGCCUAACGUAAUAUAGUGAAUAAGAGCAAUUAUUUAUCAGCUGGCAUUCCCCCUGCUUCAAGUCUCAACACUAUCAUGAACUCACAAGGUGACUUGAGGCAGGCCACAGUCUUACACCCCCUUGAUGUGAGAGUCUGCCUAACUUUCCAAAGUAUUGUAAAGAUUGCUGUGAUAUAUAUUCCAGGGAGUUGUUAGACUGCGGAGAAAACAAUCAUUUUAAGGAGUAGUAGAUUUAUUGUGGCAUAAGUUUAUGGACCGGAGCUCACUGCAUGCAUCUGUGAGUACUCUGUACUACAAAAUGUCAUGCUGCAAUAAAGCUGUUUGUUUUCCAGUGUCAGAAGAUUCUUGCAGUCGGUGGAAUUCAGUGAGUUUGGCAAGAGUUCCCUUAAGAGAUUCUUUCAAUACUGUUAAGGGAACUCUUCUCGAACCCACUGAAUUCCACUGAUGGUAGCAGAUUGACAGGGCGAAUGGAGGUGGAUCACCCCCACUUGAUAGACGCGCUGACAAACACAGCAUUCCUCAGAUCCAAAGAUCUUCCAAAGGACCGCUGCAAUGUCCUACAGGGGCAGUGGGAGGGCAGCCCCCCUGGGGCAUGGACAAGGCUGUCUGCCUGAGGAAGGGAAGACUGGUGAGCCAGAAGAGGCUCUAAUGGCCUGUUGGCUUGCUUGAUCAAGAACUCCAUUCUGAAACUGCAGAGGUGCUUUCUGUGCAGCCAGUUUGCAAUGGGGGCACAUUUCACAGCUGUGUUCUGAGAGACUUGCACCCAAAAUGCCUUAUCAUGCUGGGACUUCGGCUCAUAUGUUGCGUUUGUAUUUUUCAUCUCUCCAUCAGUACUAAACAAGGUACCUGGUCCCUGAGUUUUGUUUUAAAGCUGCUCUUUGAAUAGAAAGGUCACUGCUUGCAAUAAAAGGAAAGUUUUAUUUCCUUAUACUAGUGAGUUGGCUGUGCAGUCUCUCAGAAUUUGGCAUCAGCAUAAAUGCCAGAGUAAUUCUGAAAUACAUUUGAGUUGUAACCAAGUGUUGAAGGUGGAAAGGAAAUCAUGGCUAUCAUCUUCAGUCCUCCUCAAUUUAAUAUAUAUCUUGGUCUUUCAGCUUCAAAUCAGCUUCAAAUUCUUCUAUGUGGUGCAUGGCUUCCAUGCUCCUGGUGGCAACAAACAAGUCUCCUUGCCCUUUGCUCCAUUGCCAACGGGAAGCAGAAGCAGAAGACAAUUGGCUGGCAGCCUUUGGCAAUGAAGACAAAUUAAAGGAGCCCUCCCACCACUUAGGGCAUAUGGGAAAGGGAUGUUGAGGCCCAAAGUAAGCUGGAUCCACAGGUUGCAGGAGGUAUUUUCCUCAUGUUCUCUCCUCUGGAACUUCACAUAGAGGGAAAUGGGGAAAGGUGCCUUCUGGAUGUCUGUAGAGCCCUGAGGUUCUGUAUGGAUAGAUAAGUGAGACAGUUUCUACUAAGCUUUCUCCAGAGGUGGUCCAGGUCAUCCAUCCUUUUCAAAUCCCAAAACUCUUCCUAUUAUUAUCUUUUCAGUCAUGGGGGAAUGUUGCUCCCCAUGGGCCCAACUCCCCACUGCCAGACUCCAGUGGAUAGAACUUGGGGUUCUAGUAAAAAACAAAGUAGAUCCUGAAAGUCCAAAGUCUGCCCAUCUCUGCAGUAUGGGAAUUGCAGAAGCACAAGCAAUAAUACCCAUUUUUUAAAACCCUUCAAAUUUAGGUGAACCAAAGUGGCAUCGCCAUAACUGCAUGAGGCAAUGAUCAGGGCUACUCAUAGGAUCCCCAACUUGGCACAUUUUUGGAGGACAUAAGGUGGCACCCUCAACUAUUAAGAAAGCUAGAGCAUUGGUGUUUGCCUCUCAGUGAACCUUCUGGUUCAGAAAAAAAUAUUAACCAGUAGACUACAAAAAAGCUUUUGAAAUACCGCUGUGAGGGACCUUGUUGCUUGGUCCGAAUAUGCAACGAUGACCCCUGGGAAUACUAAGCGAAAUUCAAUUUUCUUUUGGUUUAUCACCCGUCAAACAGGCAUUGACAUUCUGAAGCUGGUGGCAGCCCAAGUUGGAAGCCAGUGGAAGGAGAUCUACCAGUUCCUGUGCAAUGCAAGCGAGCGGGAGGUGGCUGCUUUCACCAGCAGCUAUUCUGCAGACCACGAGAGGGCCUAUGCAGCUUUACAGCACUGGACCAUCAGGGGCUCUGAAGCCAGCCUUGCCCAGCUGAUCAGUGCUCUCCGUCAGCACCGGCGCACGGAUGUGGUGGAGAAGAUCAGGGGCUUAAUGGAAGACACGACACAGGUAAGAUACACAUGUAAUGCUUGGCUCUGUUAGCUCAUGCCCAGCACAAUCCUGACCAUGUCAGCUCAGAGGUAAGACCUAUUGGAUUCAAUGGGACUUACUUUCAGGUAAGUGGAAUUAGAGCUGCAGCAUUAGUGAAUUAAGGCUCGGUCCCUGCUGCUGAUUUUGAGGCCUACAAACAGGAUAGCCCUUUGUAGGGUUUAACUACCUUCAUAGCACCAUAGACUUGUAGAACUGGAAGGAAGACUGGUGGUCAUCCGGUCCAGUCCCCUGCAAUGCAGGAAUCUUAACUCAUAUCCUUACAUUCCUGGCAAAAUGUUGCCAGUUUCUUAUGGCCUGAAAGAUUUUCCUCAACGAUCUGAUGGAGCUCCACUUUUUGUGUACCAUGAAUUCAUGGAACCUGGAGGAAAUCAUGCAUCCCGUUUUGAGAGGUGGCUGUGCCGAUAGAUAAUAACGGAACCCUUGUGUUCUUGGACCAGACCUUCGCCUCCUUCAGGCAUCCUGGUAUUGGUUACAUGUGUCAAGCAGGAAUUGUACAGCAAAAUACAGGGAGCUAGCAGAAGAAUUCCCCUUUCCCCUUGUUUCCUUGUUCCUUGUUUCACUCCAUGCUUCUGUAAGCAGUUGGAAGCCCUGAAAUGACACUAGUACCUACCAAUUAAGCAGUGCAUAAUGUAGUUUAAAGUUGCUUUCUGAAACAAUUGGCCAGUGUCAAUCCUAUAGUUAAGCAGCAAAGUGGGACUUUACCACUAUCUUCCAGCAAUCUCUCAGUAUUACGGAGAUCCUGAUUAUACCACAGAGAGUGCACCAUUUCAUAAUGCCAAGUCAGCAGCAGGUGAUUUUCUACACAUUUAUUUAAAUCAGGUUUGCCUCUGCCUUUUAUUUUUAAACUGUAUUAUACUUUUCCAAGCACGUUUCUGAGCACAAUUCAAAGUGUUGGUGCUGACCUUUAAAGCCCUAAAUGGCCUGGGUCCUGUAUACCUGAAGGAGCAUCUCCACCCUCCUUGUUCAGCCCAGACACUGAGGUCCAGCUCCAAGGGCCUUCUGGCGGUUCCCUCACUGCAAGAAGCCAAGUUACAGGAAACCAGGCAGAGGGCCUUCUCGGUGGUGGCUCCUGCCCUGUGAAAUGCCCUCCCAUCAGAUGUCAAGGAAAUAAGCAACUAUCUUACUUUUAAAAGACAUCUGAAGGUUGCCCUGUUUAGGGAAGUUUUUAAUGUUUAAUGCUGUAUUGUGUUUUUAACAUCCAACUGAUGGGCGGGGUAUAAAUAAUAUAUUAUUUAUCAUUAUUUUUAUUAUGAUUACUUAUGGGCAUUCAUGUUUCCUUUUGCUGAAAAUCUUCUCUCUGAAGAAAGACCUGACUAACGCAAUUAUGUGGGUUGUUGGUCCAAAGCCAGAGGCUUUUCUGACAACAUUGAGCUUUUGUUCUUGUUCCUGUUUUCCCUAGUAAAUAUACUUUGCAAUAGAUCAUGGUGUAUCAAAAAGUUUUGUGUGUUAUUGUGUUCCUUUCAGUGGGGCAGUUUUUUUACGAACAGGGUGCUGCAUGAGUGACUCCUCAAGUCUGUUUUGUGUUAUCUGAAAUUUGCUCUCCUAGGCUUCGUUCUUGUGGGUGCAGGAUUCUCAGCUGUAACCUGAGCAGAGUCAUCUGUGCACCAAGCUUGGCUUCUGAUUCAUUGUUUUAAAUAAUGAAUACCUUCGUCUCACCAUGUUAUGCGCUGCAGUUCCUGUUCUAAUUUUAAGCAGCAGAAAGCUAAGCAUUUUUCUCUAACCUCUUCUUAACUGUGCCACACACAGCUGUUGUCUCUGUGUUCGGUGCUAGAUGAGUUCUUGCAUCAAAUAUUUGUGUCUAAAAGCUUAAUGCAACAUCACCCUACCUAAAAUCAUGUCAUGAAUAUGAUUCUUUGUCUGUUAUGUUUCUGUGGGAACUCAAAGGAACUGCAGAAUGUGGUAGUGGGUGCAGACUUCAACUUGUAUCUUAAGAAUUCAUUCCUUCGUUCAUUCAAAGCUUCACAGAACAGCUUACAUAUCAAUAUGAUGAACAAAGUCCCUGCCCUCAGGCUAGCAGUGUGAAAAGACCUAGACACACGAGGAGGUGUCUUGUGAGGUGCUGGGCUCUCCUACCUUGGAGGUGUUUAAGCAGAGGUUGGUUGGCCAUCUGUGAGGGAGGGAUGCUUUGGCUGAGAUUCCUGCAUUGCAGAGGGUUGGACUAGAUGACCCUCACGGUCUCCUCCAACUAUGUCAUGGCUUUCAUUGGCUUUUCUGGUUGCAAAUGUACAUUUUCAGUUGGUGAUAUCCAGCCAAGUCAUAGUCUGAGUACUUAAAGUAAUUCACUUAAGUCCAUUGAUUUCAAUGGGCUUACUGUGAACAUGGCUGACAUUGACUAUUGCUCAAUGCCUCACCCAUGCCCGAUGAAGUCUCCAAAGUGAAAGGAAUACAGUGGUACCUCGGGUUAAGAACUGAACUCGUUCCAGAGGUCCGUUCUCAACCUGAAACCAUUUUUAACCUGAGGUACCACUUUAGUUAAUGGGGCCUCCCACUGCCGCCACACGAUUUCUGUUCUCAUCCUGAAGCAAAGUUCUUAACCCGAGGUACUAUUUCUGGGUUAGCGGAGUCUGUAACCUGAAGCGUUUGUAACCCGAGGUUCCACUGUAGUUUCCAUGGGGCAGAUGGUGGGGCUUCAGUGCCUUGUGUGUAAUUAAUUCCUUGGCUCAUCCCUAUGACUGCUGGAAAGAGAAUAAAUGAGGUAAAAUGAGGAAGUGUGUAGAUUUGCCCAAUUCAAGCCAGUUGCAGAAUUUGGUUACUUGGUGCAGAAGUUUGAUAACAGUUUUGCAUACAGUCUUGGAGGUGACAGAAAAUCAGUCCUGGGUUGUUGUGUUCAGUAUUCUGUUAGUAUCCAUUCCUGCUCCAGUAGGAUAUCCAAUAAGAAGUCGUCAUCGUCUGAUCUGGAUUUUGCAUUCCAUUGUCCCAGUGCAAAAUCCUGGACACUGUUCAUUUGAGUCCUCUGGUGUGGCAUGUUUAAAAACCACUCUGUGCAGUACAUGGGGACAGGAGAAACUGCCUUUUGCUGAGCUCGGUUGCUGGUUCAUCUCUCUCAAUACUGGGCUGGCAUCAGCUCUCCGGCGUUUCAGAGGGGAUAAUCCCAGCCCUGCCAAGAGGGACCUUCUUCUGCAUGCCGAGCAGGUGCUCUGCUGCUGAGCUACAGCCCGCCCUUCUCCAUAGCAGCCGUUUGUCCAAGAACAUCAAGUGUGUACUGACUGACUGACUCUUUGGCAGAAAGCCAGCGGUGUUUCAUAACAGCCUCCUAGUGUUUUGCUUACAGUACAUGUACAGUCAGCAGAUUUGCAUGACAUUUUUCCUGCAUAAAUUGGGCUUCUAAAAACUAUUAUUGCAUGAAUGCCAUAAAACUGAAGGAAAGGAAAGCAGUCCCCUUAAGUGCAUCUGGCUGGCUGGCUGGCUAGGUGGCUCUUUGUGUUCCCAGACCCUUGUCCCCAUCGCCAGGAUACUGUAAGUUGUUAGGGGUUCAAAUAGACUAAUAAUCCCUAAUUCUUCCCCUCCCUUUUUAACUGACACUCUCAAUGUUUCAUAAGUCCUGGAAUAUUGGUACUGUCAGGCUGUUCAGGUUCUUGUUUGCAAACUAAUACGCUUCUGUGUAUAUGGGAGGAGGGGGAAAGGGCCCUAAGUAUGCAGAAAUGACUGACUUGUUUUGGGUGGUUUUGCUUUGCUUUGCUUCCCAACCACCGAAGUUUGGUAUUAAAGGUAAAGGGACCCCUGACCAUUAGGUCCAGUCGUGGACGACUCUGGGGUUGCGGCACUCAUCUCACUUUACUGACCGAGGGAGCCGGCAUAGAAUCAUAGAAUCAUAGAGUUGGAAGAGACCACAAGGGCCAUCGAGACCAACCCCCUGCCAAGCAGGAAACACCAUCAGAGCACUCCUGACAUAUGGUUGUCAAGCCUCUGCUUAAAGACCUCAUGUGGCCAGCAUGACUAAGCCACUUCUGGCGAACCAGAGCAGCGCACGGAAAUGCCGUUUACCUUCCCACUGAAGUAGUACCUAUUUAUCUACUUGCACUUUGUGCUUUCAAACUGCUAGGUCGGCAGGAGCAGGGACCGAGCAACGGGAGCUCACCCCGUCAUGGGGAUUCGAACUGCCGACCUUCUGAUCGGCAAGCCCUAGGCUCAGUGGUUUAACCCACAGCGCCAGCUGCAUCCCUAUGGAUGCUUGCAACAAAAUGCUGCAGUGUGACAAAUCCCCCAACAGGAAUGCUCCUGUUCAAGCUUUAUGGGCAUGCAUAUGUACUCAGUGCUUGGUUUGGGCCCCUUUUGCAUCAAUUACUGCGGCGUGGCAUGGAUGCUAUCAGCCUGUGGCACUGCUGAGGUGUUAUGGAAGACUUCUUCAAUAGCUUCAAUAGCAACCUUCAGCUCUUCUGCUUUCUCGGUCUCAUGUCUCUCAUCUUUCUCUUAGCAAUGCCCCAUAGAUGCUCUAUGGGCUUCAGGUCAGGUGAGUUUGCUGGCCAAUCAAGCACAGUAAUCCCAUGGGCAUCGAACCAGGUUUUGGUACUUUUGGAAGUGUGGGCAGGUGCCAAAGUCCUGCUGGAAAAUGAAGUCAGCGUCUCCAUAAAGCUCGUCUGCGGAAGGAAGCACAAAGUGCUCCAAAAUCUCCUGGUAGACGGCUGCGUUGACCCUGGACUUCAUGAAGCACAGGCUGAUAGCAUCCAUGCCACGCUGCAUUGAGGCAGUAAUUGAUGCAAAAGGGGCCCAAACCAAGCACUGAGUACAUAUGCAUGCUUCUACUUCUCAGAGGUCCAAUAUUGCUCUAUUUGCAGUCCUUGUUUUGCUGAUUUCAUUUAAUAUUCUAAUUUUCUGAGAUUGUUAAUUUGGGGUUUUCAUCAGCUGUAUGCCAUGAUCAUCACAAUUAUAACAAAUAAAGGCUUGACAUAUCUCGCUUUGCGUGUCAUGAGUCUAUCUCAUAUAUUAGUUUCAUCUUUUAAGUUGAAUUACUGAAAUAAAUGAACUUUUCCAUGAUAUUCUAAUUUUCCAAGUUUCACCUGUAGACAUGAUGGUGUGAGCGGGGAAUUGUAAAUAGCAGGGUCUUGGAAAUUGUUGAACCUUUCUUUUUUUAAAACACCCACAUGUAAUAUUUCUGUGAGAUUUGUCUGCAUUACAAACCACGGUUUAGUAUUGCAUCUGAUCUGGGCCAUAGUCAUCUUGGCUACUGGGCAAGCUGGCUGUAGUUGUUAUGCAGGUGCUAUAAUUAAUACAACACUUUCCAUUUACACAGCUCUUUAUCUCACCUGGCCACAACCUUGUAAGGUAGGCCAGCAGGAUUACCAUGUGGACUGAGGCUGAAAGAAUAGUGACUGUCCCAAGACCAUCUACUGGAUUUGUGACAAAUGCGAGAUUUGAAUGGAAGCGAGUUGAGUCCCGCUUGAUCGUUUCACUUCCCCAGCUCUGCAUGUGGUUGGAAAUUUGAGCUUCUAAUCUGCUCUUUGGCUACAGAAUCCACCCACCUCUGGUGAAAAUAAAGGAAGGGGUCAAGUAUGCCCCUGGGAGAAAUUCUGGCAGACUAGACACCUACCAUUUUGAUGUUGGCGCUGAUAAGGAAAAGUUCUGGGGUGAGAGACUACUCAACAGCCCAGUACAAGUCCCCCACAGGUCCAUGCGGUCAGUAAAAGAAGGAAAUUCUAGCCAAACAGUGGUCAGUAGAUCAUGAUCUUUAUUGUUGCUCAGCAGGUCCCCACAGGAGUAAGGAACUCCGAGCAUGGGGCAACAUUGACUUUUAAAACUUCCCACAAUAUCCCAGAAUACAGUUCAUGCAGCAUCAUUGAUACAUCAUCUUUACAUCACUGACAUGUCACAAAAGGGGAGGGGGUAGACAGAGGUUACACUAGUUCAACCUUGGCAAACAUGUCCAGACGAGACCUUGGUACAAGAUUAAGCAUAGGCAAAACAUGUCCAAGCGCCUCUCAUGGGGGUAUGGGUUUGUUUUUGUUUGCAUUUUUUAUUAUGUGUUUCGUGUUUUUUAUCUCGUAUUUUUUAUGUUGUGAACUGCCCUGAGAUCUAUGGUUAAAGGGUGGUGUACAAAUGGGACGCGGGUGGCGCUGUGGGUAAAAGCCUCAGCGCCUAGGACUUGCCGAUUGAAAGGUCGGCGGUUCGAAUCCCCGCGGCGGGGUGCGCUCCUAUUGCUCAGUCCCAGCACAUGCCAACCUAGCAGUUUGAAAGCACCCCCGGCUGCAAGUAGAUAAAUAGGGACCGCUUACUGGCGGGAAGGUAAACGGCGUUUCCGUGUGCUGCGCUGGCUCGCCAGAUGCAGCUUUGUCACGCUGGCCACGUGACCCGGAAGUGUCUCCGGACAGCGCUGGCCCCCGGCCUCUUAAGUGAGAUGGGUGCACAACCCCAGAGUCGGACACGACUGGCCCGUACGGGCAGGGGUACCUUUACCUUUACAAAUUUAAUAAAUACAUAAAUAAAAAUAUUUUUAAAAUACAGGAUUUUAGCAGAGAAUUGCAUGACUGGGAUCCGACUGUUUAGCCUGAAGGCUGCCUAGAAGGAGACACACAGAGUCUGGAGAGUCGUGGUGGAUUAUACUGGGUUCAUGGAGAUAUUUUAUUAGCAGUCAUGGGAGCUAAUUGCCUUGAGUAACUGAGGGUAACAGUAUCUGCUCUCCUGGGCGUCCUCUUCUGUCCUCCUAUGACCCCUUUUCAUUUCCUAUUUCCUCUUGUCUCUCCCUUCCCUGCCAGUGCCAGCUGCUCCUGACGCAGGCCCAGUCAGCCGCAUUGCACAGAGGCAGCCCUUUCUUUGGGAAGGACCAGGAAGCUCUGGGCCCAGAUGCUCCAUGCUGCAAUUUAGGGAAGCCACAGGGCUGAGAAGCAGUUUAGGAACCUGCUUCCGAGCCCAGUGGAGAUUGGGCCGACUGCUUGAACGAACGGCUCAGAAUGUGUUUUUAUUGCCGUUAAACCUUCUCAGUUUAACAGCACUGACUUCUGUAUAUUGAUGAUUCCGACUGGAAUAUUUACUCAUUUUGCGUCUCGUGUUUGGGCCAUGUAUUGAGGCCUUUUUACUGGUGGUUAGCAAUAUUAAUCUCUCUUGACUUAAACUGCCAGGAAUGCCACAGCUACGAAUGUUGGGUUGAUCAAAAAAGUAGCAAGCUAUCUCUAGUUAGCAAAGCAGUAAGUAUUUGGAUGUUUGCGAGACCUAGCACCCUUGACGGAAUGCUUGUGAGCUGGAGGGAGGCAAGCAAGUCCUGUGCUCACCUUGGUCCAAAAUAAAAAAAAAAUCCGUCCAGUAGCACCUUAGAGACCAACUAAGUUUGUUAUUGGUAUGAGCUUUCGUGUGCAUGCACACUUCUUCAGAUACACAAAAGCUCAUACCAAUAACAAACUUAGUUGGUCUCUAAGGUGCUACUGGACAGAAUUUUUUAAUUUUGUUUCGACUACGGCAGACCAACACAGCUACCUACCUAUAACUAGAACUAUGGAAGGCAUCACCUUGGUCCAGUGAGUCCCACCACUGAAAGGCCCUUCUACUGACUCUGGGGAAUGUAACGGAGGCGGGCAGAUACUCCCUGAGCCCAAGUAGAGCAGAGUUUUCUCCUGGGGAUGCAACCUGGGGCUCAAAUGUCAUUCUCCCCAGUGGAAAUGACAUGGAUAAUGUUAAUUUCCACCUGGAGCUCUGUGACUCGUGGUCCCGGCAGGAAAAGGCGCUCCACCAGUAGCAGAAUACAGUGGUACCUCGGGUUACAAACACCUCAGGUUACAGACUCUGCUAACCCAGAAAUAGUACCUUGGGUUAAGAACUUUGUUUCAGGGUGAGAACAGAAAUCGUGUGGCGGCAGUGGGAGGCCCCAUUAACUUAAAGUGGUACCUCAGGUUAAAAACGGUUUCAGGUUGAGAACGGACCUCCGGAACGAAUUAAGUUUGUAACCAGAGGUACCACUGUACUGGGCUUUGGGAGCAGUCCUUGAACUUUGUGUGACUGUUUCGUUUGAACACUGGCAAAUAAAUGGACCCUUUUGGGCUGAGCAGUUCAGUUGCUCGUGCGUUCCUAUUUCCAGCGAGGAAGGCAGUAGCUAUUUGGCGGAAAAGCAUUUUUAAGGCUUUGGUCAUGAUUGAGCCUGAGCAAGUGGCUUUUCUUCUUGCUUUAAUACAAUUCUAAUUCCUAUUAAUUCUCUUUCCUUGCCAUAUUCAAAUAUAUGUACAGGCCGUAGCUCAGAAGCAAAGCACAUAUCUGAUGCCGACAUCCAUUGUCCCCAACACCUUCCAUUAAAAACAUCUCUGGUUGCAUGGCUGGAGGUACAUGCGGCCGCAGGAACAUUUUAGCUUCUGCCUUUGGCAUUGUCUCUGAGCAUGUCUUCUCUCUCACACAGUGUUCUGUAUUCUGUAACAUGUAAAGACAUUGUAGCCUAGCACCUUCUUUAGCAUGCUAAUUUCCUACCCACAAAGGGAAUUUCCAAUAGGAUGAGCCCCUCCUGCGAUCUGGCCCACCUCAUUCUGCUGUCUCCUAGCCUCCAUUACGUGUGCUCAAGCACAAAACCAUGCACAAGGGCGCUCGUUCAGAGGGGGAAGAAGAGAAGAGGACGGAGCUACCAGUCAUCUAAGCUACCAAAUAUCAAAGCCCAAACAGUUGCUGUGUAGGAAACUUGUUUCUGCUUCUCUCUUUUUGCAUGUGGAACCUGCACGUGCUCAGCUGAGUUCACUUGAGUUUUAAGACAUUUUUACAUGAAUGCUGCUUUGUUCAAAUUGAGAAUUGAAUUGGCUAGCUGAGCCCUCUGUGCGUGUGUUUAUUCUCCUUUUGUUCUUGGGAACCCUUCCGCCCCCCCCUUUAAAGCAAGGCUCUGUGGGUGAGUCAGCGUUCAGCCCCGGCUGCAAUAGACUUGCUCUUGAUGUCAGAGCAUUAGGCAGGAUGCUGGCAUGCACAGAGGGUCCUAAGAGGCUCUUUGUCCAUCUAGUGGUUAAAUAAUUCAGUUUUGCUUACCCCCCCCCCUUUUACUGUGUCCACUUCUUUAAAAAUUCACUUAAAAGUAUAUUACUUUAAAAGCCCCAUUGGACGUUCAAGUUCCAAAAGAACAUUCUCAAACCGGAAAAUCACUUCUGGGUUUACAGUGUUCAGGAACCAAAAUGUCCGAGUUCCAGGGCGUUUGACAACCAAGGUACGACUGUUUCUUGGGGAAAGGGCAGCCUCUUCUUACUAUUCAACACAGGCACUUUUGUGCAAGUUACUGAUGCCUCAAAGCCAUUUAUUAGUUUUAGUGUUUAACGGAAACCCAAAUGAGUAACUGUACAUUCAAAAGUAAUUGAUAUAAACUACUGUAAGAUGGCAUGCAGUUUCAUAGUGCAAUGAAACCAGAGCUUUUGCCCUCCUGAAGAGGGGCGAGCAACUGCCUCAGGCAGCAGCAACAGACAAGGCAACAGGAAGGGAGCUUCAGAAAGCAGAGGGUUGUCUGUUGCUCCCUCCCCUAGUCUGGCGGACUGGCAAGAAGCCCUUGCAGAGUCCGGCCCCGAGCCCCUCACCCCGCAUGCUCAGCAGGGAAGCUUUGCAAGGGGUUCUCCUUAAGGUUGUUCAACCCAGCUGUGAAAGUUAGACCGUGGGGUGCAGAGAAUGACCUGGCCCACCAGCCCAGAAGGGUUCUCCACUCCUGCUCAAAACCAGCAUUUAUUGGCCUGUGAUUUUAAACCUGAGUGAGAGAGAACCUGCACUGACUCAUCUUGUGUGUGUGCUCUGAAGUCAGCCCUGUUGCUGCAACUGCUUCAUCAUGAGGAUCAAUCAUUGCAUUUUUUCUGCCCCUGAAUGAACAACAACACCCCCCCCCCAAAAAAAAGGUACAGGAAAGAUUGGCAAUGUCCUGCUCCUUUUAUUGGCCCCACACUCAGUUGUGGAGUGGAGAAUUUCUUUAGCUAAUAAGCUUUUCAUGUUAAUGCCGAAUAAUUCUCUGCAAGCAGGUUGUUUUAAGUUCUCCUAGAAGUGGAUUGGCUGAUGGUUCUUCUCAGCCCUGCAGGGUGUGACCUCUUGCACUGCAGAGAUGCAAUACUGCUGACUCCUCAUGUCCGAUGCAUUUUGCGUCCUUGUCUUUCAGCUUGAAGUUGACAAAUCGGCUCUUCCUGCAAAUCUUGCUCCUCUAAGUCCUAGCCCAGCUCCAAAGCCAGAUGCAGCCAUUAUUCCCGUGGAUCCAUCUCCCUUGGAGAAGAACAAGUGCUUUUUUGUGGAUGAGUCAGAACCGCUUCUGCGUUGUGAUUCAACCUCCAGUGGCUGCUCUGCUCUGAGCCGAACAGGCUCCUUUAUUACCAAAGGUACUGAAUUUUGCCAGUCUGAAAUCUCAUCUCAUGCUUUAGUGUUUUUUGUCAGACUUCAAAGUAAAUGGAACAACAGUAACAUAUUAGGAAUGCAGACUUAGAUUUUGUUGCCCAAAAUACAGCAGUGUGUGUUUCUAAACAUUCCUUUUGAUGAUUAUCACCCAUAAGGCAAGUUAUCUACAAAGCAGCUUUGUUGUUGAUUUUAUGCCAUGCCAAACAUUUUAAAAUAACUGCAAUUGUUAGUUCCAUUUUUUCCUGUCAUUGCUCAAGGUGCAAUUCCCUCCCACUACUUUAUCCUAACAGACCUGUAUGGCCCAGGUGGGUCAUCUGGGGUACCAUUUUCCAUAAGCCAGGCAAGAGGAUGCUGGGCUACCAUGAUAGAGGGGUUUGGAAGAACCUUAGCCCCAAAAUGCUGGAAUCUGAGCUGAUAGGAAAACAGGAUAGAAAUAAGAAGCUCAGGGUAUUGCAAACAGGCCCUUAAGUGGGCAAGAAGCGGAUUCCACAUGAACCAGAUAUGGAUGGAUUAAUGAGCAGCAUUUGCAUAGCAAGUUUAGGGGUGGGGUGGGCUGAUUUGCUGCAAGAAUGCAGAUUUCCCUGUUGGGUUGGAUCCAGACUUACAGAGCAGUGCAAACCCUUGUUAUUCCAGGCUGGAUGGGUUUGGGAUGAAGUGGAGGUGUCUUUCCAUUCAGUUCUGCUUGGUUGUGCCGUUGGAGGUUUUACUGUUUCAUCCUUAGUCUCUGUUAGGUACUUGCAGCUAUCAGGCUGCCCUUAGGACUCUGGGAUAAGCAAGAAGUGGGUGGUCUCCAUUUUUCAAAACAUUAAGCUCAUCUGUUGCUGCAGUCUCUGUUACACACAGAUUUCUGGCUAGGCAGAAAGCAGGUGUAAAGAGAAAUAUGACAGUCUUAAUAGUAUAGUAGAAUUUCCUUUGAUUAAACAGUGUCUGCUCUAAGCACGCUGAGAGCCUGGAUCCAACCUCAGGAGUGUAACUUAUAGUUUGGCUCUGUGUUGAGGCUUCAGUUUGCAGCUGCAGAGGUUGCUGUGGCCAAGGGACUUUUGGCAAAUCCUGGGUUAAUAGCAAAACGCCCUCUUUCUUUCCACAGAAAAGAAGGAUACUGUGCUGCGACAGGUGCGCUUGGACCCCUGUGACCUGCAGCCCAUCUUUGACGACAUGCUUCACAUACUGAACCCAGAAGAGCUGCAUGCCAUUGAAGAGAUCCCACAGGCAGAAGAUAAGCUGGACAGGCUUUUCGAAAUUGCUGGUGUCAAGAGCCAGGAAGCAAGCCAGACUCUCCUGGAUUCGGUCUAUAGCCACCUGCCUGAUUUGCUCUAGACUGGCUCACCAAAUGAUUGCACGCUGCACACAUAUUCUGGCUGCUACUUGCGCUCGCUUGGCGCCUGUUAAAGACAACAUGCCGGCAGGAUAUUUUGUAGAACUUGUGGCCAGUAUUUUCUUCUAGGUUUUGCUUUUUCCUUCCUUGCCGGAGGAGGGAGGGGCAAUGUGCACCCUUUCAUGUUUAUUAUCUGAAUUAAAAGGUCUUGUUUCCCCCUCUUAAUUACAACAUUUUAACCUGUCAUUCUAACCACUUAAAAACAACAACCACAGAUAUUCUUUUCAAUUUUAUCUGUUGAAUUUGGACUGGCUUCAUCUACUUCUAAUCUCAUCAUCAAUUAGGGGUGUUUUUUGUUCUUCUUUUGAUGUUUUAUGUGUGGUUUUUUUUUUAACUCCAACUUGAAAUAUAUAUAUAUAUUUUCUCAUGGCAGGUAUUUUUAAUUCUCAUUUACUGCCCUGCUCAUAACUGGAGGCUUAUGUGAAAAACGGUUGUCAGUUUGAUCAGCUUUUCUUAAGACGUUAUAAAGAAAAAGCACCUGCACUGCUGGAUGAUUCCAAUUGUUGAUGUUUUACGAGCUCCUUGUAUGGUUUCCAAGUGGACAAAGCAGAUAUUGGUGGGCGACUCCUCCAAAACAUGUUACAUGUAAUUUCUCCAGCCUUCAAGAUAAUGACAUUUUGGCCUGCAGAUGAAUGUAAUUCUGUCCACUCAACUCAAGAGGAGUACUUUGCCUUGCCAUUUUAGGAUUUCAGUGGGCUUGGUAAUUUGGGUCAUUUUUGGAGUAGCACCUGGAGCUGGACUCUGGAAGGUAAACAAGAACCCUGGCAGGGCCACAUUUCUCAUUCUACAAGACAUUGAUUUGUGCUUCAAAUUUUUGUCUUUUUGUGUGUGUGUUUUUUUAAAAAAUCUAUACGGAUGUGGCCAAUAGGUUUCAAAUACCUCACUUGGUCUUUGCAUUUCCCCCUCCACACAGACAUCACUUUUUAUUAAAAAUGCUGCAUUGUAAGAAAUCUGCCUCUAUUAUAUUUGCAACUACUAUGCCAGUAAUAAACCAGUCCAUGGUAAUGCUUACUUUGGAGAGGAUGUUGCAAGGUGGAAUGUCCUACCUUGCAUGGGGAGGGGAAGGAGAGGAUGACGUUGAAAGAAACUUGCCUUCUGGUAUACUAAUUUAUUAAUAAAUAGGUGUUUGCUAUGUGAUGAUGUUUCUGUCUUAACCGCCAUCCUUUGUUGGAUACCUUGAAAACAGAGUUCUCAAUGCCGUGGCUGGGAUUUGAAUGAGUAAGUGUCCUGUCCCCCUUGUCCCGUCUUGAGACUGCAAUUCUGUACUCACUUA